AGAAGAAAAAGAGCUUUGACACAACUGUCGAACUUGAAUGUUCUGGGGGUGUGUUAUACCUAUCGAAGAUCGAACAUUGUAGUGGAUUGUGUCUUUUAGAUAGAAGUUAAGGUAGAGUUUUUAUUAGUUAUCUGUAGUUGCUCUCCAAUUUUAUCCUGUAAAUCUGAAAUACAAUGAUUCGAUUUAUUCUCAUACAAAAUCGAGCCGGCAAGACCCGCCUGGCUAAAUGGUAUAUGAAUUUUGACGAUGACGAAAAACAGAAAUUAAUUGAAGAAGUUCAUGCUGUAGUCACGGUUCGAGAUGCUAAACAUACGAAUUUUGUUGAGUUCAGGAAUUUCAAAAUCGUCUACAGAAGGUAUGCAGGACUGUACUUCUGUAUCUGUGUGGAUGUCAACGACAACAACCUCUGCUACCUCGAAGCAAUCCACAAUUUUGUUGAAGUUCUAAAUGAAUAUUUUCACAAUGUGUGUGAAUUAGAUCUCGUCUUCAAUUUUUACAAGCGUAAAAAAGCAGCACCCUUAGCCUACAACCAUGGUGCAGGGGGGGCAGCCUACCUCGGUCACCCCCUCCCCUGAACCUAUAAUAUGUUAUGGUUUGGUUUACACUGUGGUGGAUGAAAUGUUUCUCGCUGGAGAAAUCCGAGAAACAAGCCAAACCAAAGUUCUCAAACAACUUCUGAUGUUAAACUCUUUGGAAUAAUAUUUAUACUCUUCCCAAAGCGUGAACAGUGAACUCAUUACAUUUACCCUUGAUAUUUUCUUUAUAUUUUGUGUUUGAUCAAAUAAUCUUUGUACAUUAUCUUGUACAUGUGUAUUUUUCAUAUGAGUAUUUCACUUAUAAGUUUGAUAUUGAAGUUGCGUAUUUUAUAAGUACAUGCAAAUUUAUUUUACCAAAUACAAGUUAUUUACUUUAUAAUUUUUGUUUAUUCUGCAACACGUAGUUGUAUUUGAAGAUAUAUUUAUUAUUAUUAUACUUUAAGAAAGUCAAUCUCGAUAUGAUCACGUCGAUAUUGAUUUAAUGUACAUAACUAUGCAUAUUACCAUUCCAAAAUACUAUUGAUUUUUUAAAUAUGUAUUGUGUAUAUUUAUGUAUAAUUACUACUUUAGCUGUAGAAGAGUCAAACGUUCACAUCAAAUAUAAUGUACAGCACAACAAUAACUAUUAUUUAUGUGUAAAUUGUAAGUCAAAAGUAUAUCAUUUCGAGCUCUAGAAAUGUGUUUAGUGUGAAUUUUUUAUUGUUAUACAAAAAUUUGACAAAACCAUUAUUUCUAACAAAUGUAUUAAGAUUGUUUUAUUAUACAGUCAUUAAAAAGUUUGUGUUGUUUCAAUUAUAAAUAGUACAAGCAAUAACUACCUAUGAACUAAUUAUAAUUUACAAAAGUGGUGGAAUGAACAUUAAACUGUUGAAGUUUUGACAUUUGUCAUUGCAGUUAAUGCAGACACAAUAAUGUUAUAUUGCACUAAUGAUGAAAGCAUGUUAAGAUAAGUGAUAAAAUUAAAUAAAAAAUGCCUUUAUCAUAGAUGUGGAACUUAAGACUUAGUCCUCUCUACCACAUAAACUUCUAAACAUGACAAUAUAGAAAAUAAAAUAUAUGUACUCACAUGUAAAACUAAAAAUAAAUUUAAUAAUUAAUUAGUAGGCCUAAUAUAAAAAAUUUACAAUUUAAACAUCAAAAUGAAGUGUGUUCAUUAAAAUGUAAAAUGUUCUCUUUUAAUAUAAGUAGAUAAAUAAUAUAAUGAUGGAGAGUACACAUUUGUAAAAGUUCUUAAAACAACAAGUAAUUGUUUUAUCUGUAGGUUGAUUUCAAUAAAUAUGCAUAAAACUCCUCCCUACUGCAAUAACCAACUAAACAACCACAUUACAUGUGCAAAGUAAAAUAACAGCACUUACCAAUUUGUGUUCUAAAACUUAAAAGUUUGCAUAGUGGAAAAUAUCAAAACCACUAAAACAAUUAUUGUAUAAACAUUGUUUUUACAGAGAACUCUUGAUGUGCUUGUACAAUUUGUGAGUGAAGCUAUGGAUAAUUUUCAGUGACACUGUAUGUAUUUUGUUGGAAUUGUAUUAUGAUUAUUAAAUAUGGAAAUAUUA
Homalodisca vitripennis (glassy-winged sharpshooter) is the source of this 2089-nucleotide messenger RNA. RefSeq names its product AP-2 complex subunit sigma. Bases 174 to 575 code for a protein of 133 amino acids. NCBI's taxonomy places the organism in Eukaryota, Metazoa, Arthropoda, Insecta, Hemiptera, Cicadellidae. The record is from RefSeq and is a predicted model, not a curated record. The transcript is spliced from 5 exons. Gene Ontology annotation, cellular component: membrane coat; AP-2 adaptor complex; intracellular membrane-bounded organelle. Gene Ontology annotation, molecular function: clathrin-cargo adaptor activity. Gene Ontology annotation, biological process: clathrin-dependent endocytosis; intracellular protein transport.